Molecule: messenger RNA, 4367 nt
Organism: Trichoplusia ni (cabbage looper)
Lineage: Eukaryota; Metazoa; Arthropoda; Insecta; Lepidoptera; Noctuidae
Gene: HDAC3
Product: histone deacetylase 3
Exons: 7
Coding region: 243-1547 (434 amino acids)
Molecular function (GO): histone deacetylase activity
Source: RefSeq, a predicted model, not a curated record
AAAUGAAUACAGAAAUAUAGCAUCAGUGAUUUUAUGGGCAAGGACGGCUUGAUAAAUCGCAGUUUACUUUUCAAAGAGGUGCCAAUAAACAUUAAAACUAAAAAAUGUCGAGUUUCGCGGUAAACAUCAUACGUCCAGUGUAAAAUGCUCGGUGACAUUGAAUUAACAAAACGCUUGGUAGUUAUCGCUGUAGUUCUAGGAAUUAUAUUAGUUUUGAAGGAAUACGUAUUUGUUUAUCCAAUAUGACUCAACAUAAAGUUGCUUAUUUUUAUAAUGCCGACGUAGGGAACUUUCAUUAUGGGCCAGGGCACCCGAUGAAGCCCCAUAGGUUAUCUGUUACGCAUAGUUUGGUUCUGAACUAUGGGCUUCAUAAAAAGAUGCAGAUAUACAAGCCGUACAGGGCUAGCGCGCAUGAUAUGUGUCGUUUCCACAGCGAGGACUACAUAGAAUUCUUGCAGAAUGUGACACCACAGAAUAUUCAGAGUUAUUCAAAAGACUUGCUGCACUACAAUGUUGGUGACGACUGUCCAGUGUUCGAGGGUCUGUUUGACUUCUGUUCAAUGUACACAGGAGCCUCGUUAGAAGGAGCCAUGAAGCUAAACAAUAAUGCCUGUGAUAUAGCUAUCAACUGGUCUGGUGGCUUGCAUCAUGCAAAGAAAUUUGAACCUUCAGGUUUCUGUUACGUAAAUGACAUAGUCAUAGCAAUAUUAGAGCUUCUAAAGUACCAUCCUAGAGUACUCUACAUAGACAUAGAUGUUCAUCACGGUGACGGCGUGCAAGAAGCAUUCUAUCUGACGGACAGAGUGAUGACGGUCAGCUUCCAUAAGUACGGGAACUACUUCUUUCCUGGGACCGGGGAUAUGUAUGAGAUUGGUGCUGAAAGUGGGAGGUAUUACUCUGUGAAUGUACCAUUGAAAGAGGGGAUAGAUGAUCAGAGUUAUGUGCAGGUUUUCAAACCAGUGAUAUCUAACGUGAUGGAGUUCUACCGUCCUACUGCUAUAGUGCUGCAGUGUGGAGCGGACUCCUUGGCUGGCGACAGACUCGGCUGCUUCUCUCUGACGACGCGGGGCCACGGGGAGUGCGUCAAGUUUGUCAAGAACUUGAAUGUACCUACUCUGGUGGUCGGUGGCGGAGGUUACACAUUGAGGAACGUAGCGCGGUGUUGGACAUACGAGACGUCUCUACUUGUUGACGAAAACAUAUCGAACGAGUUGCCCUACACCGAGUACUUGGAGUUCUUCGCGCCGGACUUCCAACUGCACCCGGAAAUCAACAGUACAAACAACGCGAACAGCAAGCAGUAUCUGGAAGCGAUAUCUAAGCACGUGUACGACAACCUGAAGAUGUGCCAGCACUCGCCCGCCGUGCAGAUGACGCACGUUCCGGGCGACUUCUUCCCCGAAGAGUACAGAAUCAAAGACGAACCGGACCCAGACGUGAGAAUCAGCCAGGAGGAGGCUGACAAGAUGGUGGAGCCCAAGAACGAGUUCUACGAGGACGAGAAGGACAACGACAAGGACCCGCCGCCCGAGACGAAGGACCCAUAGCAUACGAAUGGCCUGACCGACCCGCUGGCUAUUUGACAACAACAGGGUCAAAGAAUUUACAAAAAAAAGUUUUUGUGCAGUGAAGUGAUUGAGUGCGUUGACAUUGAAUAGACUAUUGUGGAUUAUUGUUAAGUGGACUCUGGGUUUUUGACCUCUUUUGUGCGUAAGACUUUGUAUAUAUAGGCAAUGCAGGACUUCUGUAUCUGACGACUAUCUUCCAUGUGCAUGCAGUAUGAACCUUCAUAUGUAGGUGGUAUAUGCUUAGAGACUAAAGUAGUCGGCUAUCUGAGACUUGCAUUUCCCUUAUAUACCUAAUUUAAUUAUUAAGUUGUGAAUUGCAAAAAUGUUGACUUUAUUGUGCUAGUGAUAGUAAAAUGUUAUGCUUAAAAUGGGAAAAAUUGUGCUGAAAUUUACACAUUAAAAUAAAAUGAUUAACUAAGGAUAUCUUUUUUCAGAAUGUAGAUGUGAAUAUCUACAUUUUGACAAUAGAUAUUUGACUUUAAAAAUGUUGUAUAAGAAAUUGCUAAUUAAAACGUUAAUUGCUUAAAGAUGUAUAAUAAAUUAUGAGUAAAAUAGAUUUUUAAAUGUUUGCCUAUAUCAAAUGUCAAUAUAUUUAAAUUUAUUUUUUGUAAUGUCUAGUUAUAAUUAAUUAACAGUUUAUAUGAAUAGCAAUAACAUUUAUUGACAUAUAGUAAAAAAUUUGAUUGCCUGAAUUAAUAAAACAAGGCUUCAUAGUAAGAAUGCUCUCCACCACCUCCGAAAGUAGAACUUCCAGGUUUCAAAGCGAGAUGCUGCUCUACGACAUAUAGCACUCUAUCUCGCUCCCACACCAACAGCCGUCUUUAAGAGGUAGUGGGGAGAUCUAAGCUCCUCAGUGAAGUUAUAUCUUUAUUAUGGUUAUAGAAUGAACAAAGUUAUGAUACUUAUAAUAGAAUAAUUGAAUGAAGAUUAACUAUUUAUUACAUUAUGCAAUAAAAAUGGUAGUUUAUAGUAAUAGAAUAGUUAACAUUACAAUAGUGAAGCAUUAAAAUAUGUGAUCUCUUAAAAUGUUAAUAUUUGCCUUAGUUUAUUGAUAACACAAUACAAUAAUAGCCUUUUGUGUCCUUGCUGACAGACGCAUUAUAGUUAGUACUAAUUCUGAUAAAAUAAUCAACAAAUUUCGUCUACCUAAAGGAACUGAAUUCCUUCAUCAGUGAUUGUUAUCAUUGCAAUGUUUAUGAAUUAAUUUAUCUCAUACACAAUGAAACGAUGUCCAUAUUUCUGUAAUAAGGUAAUUUAGAUGUAAUUUCUUUAAGUUUUGAUUCACAAGAAUGUAAAGAUUUCUCGUUUCGUACAGAACAAUUAUUAAGACGUGGUGAGAAACACCGUGCGAAUUGCAAUAUAUUACAGAGCCGCGUGGUUCUGGAAUGAUGUAUAGAUGUUUGAAAGCUGUAUAUGUAGAUAAUGAUGUAUCAUCGCCGGCAAUGUAUCGCACUUCGCCCGAUAUUUCUCGCCUUAUCUAAAUUAGCCUUUAUUAUAUUAAACUGUUCAGCAAGGACUUUGCCUUAACAUUCACACAAGCGCCUUUAUUUCAUGAUCUUAGAAUAGGGAAGCACCGGAAUUUAUGAACUAAAAUACAUUAUACAUAUACUCUGCCAAUUUAUACAAAAAUAAAGCUCUAUACAUAGUUUAACUUAUCUGUGCUUGCGGCGCUGUGUGUGUAUUCUUCAAUGUGUGUCUAAAUGACACACAAAUGAAAGCUGUAUUAAUUAGUACACGAUUAGUCGAUAUUAAAAUAAAUACCCACACAUGGCGCCGUGCGCAAAUAUAAGUUUAAUAGACUAUAUAAGUAAUUUAGAACCAUAGUUAAUAGAUAGUUGUAAUUAAGUUGCUGGUAUAGAUUUUGGUGCCUACAGUGUAGGUUAAAUAAAUUAUGUUUUAUAAACAUAAGCUAAAUUGUGAAAUCAUUCCUAUUUUUUUAUUAAUGAGCUCUGUGGAGGUUAUUUGUGUUAGUGGUUGUUUUUUUAUUUGAUUGACAUUUGUUUGUAAGUAGCUCACUUUUAUAUAAAUUAAGAUUAUGUAUACACACCGGUAAAUAGUUUCUUGAAUCGAGAAAAGAUAUCGUACAUCGAGCAGGUUGGUCAAAUCACAAAAAUGUGUGAGAGGAUUGUGCCCCGAUUCUGCUAUUAACAAUGGCCGAUGAAUGAAUGAAAAUUGGCUCAUAACGACUUUCGUAUCCUUCUAAAGAGAAUAGGAAUAAUUUCCAAUUUAAUCCAAUUGCCAUUCAUUCAUCGGCCAUUGUAAGUAGCAGAAUCGGGGACCUGAUUUGAUGAGGAUCUUGAAUAUUCGAAUACAUCAUUUAUUAGACAUAACAUCCAUAGAUUCUGUAUAUCAAUUUGAACAAGAUGUAUCUCGUUCUCGAAACUAUUUAAAUGGUACUAUGGAAAGUGUUUUUUUUUUUAAUAAUUCAGAUUUGGUAAUAAUUAAUAACAACCGAGCAUGUUAGUAAAAUAUGCAUUAAUUUAUUAUGAUUGUCGGUCAUAUUUGUGGACAGUCAGAAUGAUUUUUUUAAUUGUUGUUAUACAAUGCAAAUAUACUUUAAUAAGCACUGUAUAUUAAUAUUCGGGGGUUCUAUCACCACGUCUCAGAUUGUUGCAGUUAUAGAAGUGAGACAACAGACAGUUGCUAUCCCACUUCCACAACUACAAUUUUCGAAAAACUGGUAUGUGCUAGUAGGACCCUCUCAUGUUCAGCAUUGUUAUUACCUUAUUUUGUUGUUGCUGUGUUAUAAUAAGUUGUACAUAAUGUAAAAAUUGUCCAUUAAAGAUAAUUUUAAUUUUA